Molecule: messenger RNA, 1964 nt
Organism: Arachis duranensis
Lineage: Eukaryota; Viridiplantae; Streptophyta; Magnoliopsida; Fabales; Fabaceae
Product: GRIP domain-containing protein RUD3
Source: RefSeq, a predicted model, not a curated record
ACAGAGACUCUCCAUCUCCAUCAAUCAACAUAAACCCUAGAAACUAGAAACAAAGAAAGAAAGAACGAAACCAAAACCUUCUCUAAUCUCGUUAUCUUCUUCUGCACCACAUUCCUCAAAUAUGGCCAAAAAGAAACUGUCCCACCAAUCCAAACACGAACAACAAGUUCCUCAACAACCACUCUCUAUGGAUGAUUCCACCGAGAAGCUUCAGAGCCUUAAGGACCUCAACUCCAUGCUUCUUAAAGAGACUGCACAUCGCAGACAACAGGUUCAGUCUCUUCUUGAAUCCAAGGAAGCUCUUCAAUCUGCGCUUAACCGUUCCUCAAUGCAGCAGAACGCCUUGCAUUCUCACCUCGCCAUGGCCUCUGAUGACGCCGUCCUUUUCGAGAUCCAAAACCUCGUUGCUUUUGUUCUCAUGGAGCAGCAGAUUCGGGAAUCCGGUCACCGCUUCGCUGCGUUGGUCGCCGAGAGGAACGAGAUUGACAAGCUCAAUGCCUGCCGUGAGGCUGAGAUGGAUCAGAUCAAGGCUGAUUUCGACGGUGUUGUCGCCGAUGCGAAUGCUUUGAAGGAGAAGCUUUUUGAGAGCGAGAACAAUGAGAGUAAGCUUAGGGAGGAGGUGAAGAAGCUGAAGCUGGAACAGGAGAAGAUGGUUGUUGAAGGGAACAAGAAAGAAAAAGAGUUUGGGAAGGUGGUGAAGGAGAGGGACUUGGCUCUGGGAUGCUGUUUUGAAGCUGAAGAAUGCGAAGGAGUCGAGAAUCAGUGAAAUGGAAGUGGAGAUGAAGCAACUCAAGGAAUCAUUAUGCGGUUUUCACGAGGAAGAGGCAGUGAUGAGAGCUAAGAUUCUUGAAUUGGAAGGGAGUCUGGGAUUGGCUGAGGAGAAGGAAGAGGCAAUGGAAAUGGAGAUUGGAGCAUUGGCAAAGCAGAAGGAGGAGAUAGAGGUGAAUGUUGAGAUGUUGAAAGAGGGAAGAGAUAGCCUUCAAAAGGCUCUAGAUAAGGUUGAGAGAGAAUUGGAGGAUAGGGGGCAUGAGAUUGAUAUGCUUGUUAGGGAGAAGAAUGAGAUUGAGAUGUUGAAAGUUGAGCGCGAGAGUGAAAUUGUCGAGAUACAAAGAGAAGUGGACGGAUUGAAAGAUGUUGUGCUUAGGUUGAAAGCAUCAUGCAGCGAUUUUGAAGAGAGAAACAAGCACUUGCUAUCUGAGGUGAAUCAUUACAAGGAUUCCAUUGAAGAGGUAAUGCUUGAGAGGGAUGAGGAGAAAAACAAAGUGAAGAGCUUGGCAUUGCAAGUUGAGGAAAUGGCGAGCGAGUUAAGCCAGAUGCUAAGUGAGAAAGAGAAGCUAGUUGAGAAGAACAAGACAAUUGAAAGCCGCGUGGGUGUAUUGAUGAACGAAAUGGAUACAUUGCAGCAGAGCAUUGUGGAGGCAAGGCGAGUCUCUGAAGAUUUGAGAGCCAAGGUUGAGUUUUCCAACAACAAAUCAAACCAGGCACUUGCAUUGUUGAAGAGUACUGCUGCACUUGUGUGUCAGUACAAUGAGAGUGUAGCGGAAGUGCUAUCUAUUGAGCAGAAGGCUGACGUAGAAGUGCAACCUUAUGUUGAACAACUGAAUGCAAUCAAGAAGGCAUUUAGGAGCAAGAACAAGAUGGUGGCUGAUUUGAAGCAGCAACUUGAGUUGAUGCAUUGCUCUGUGGUUUCAGCAAAUAAAAUGAAAAGCUUGUGGACAGUUGUAUCCUCUGCAACUACAAUUUUGGCUGCAGCAUUAGCUGCCUAUGUUGCCAAAGGGCACUGACUGGGUUUAGGGUAGUAACAAGUACUUGGGCACUCUUGAAUCAUAUAUAAUCCAUUAUUAGAAAGUCAUGGUUGCCCUUGUUAUUAGGUAAAAAACCUGAGCAAGUAUGUCAACUAAUUAGUACCAUGAAAUUAGCAUUAUGCUGUUGUAAUUUCUAAUUGCUUACCUUCCUUCAGUACA